CUCAAUAUGCCUCGUGUCUAGCGUACAGCACUUGAUUAAUAAUGAAACCUAAAACCCCAACAUAAACAGAAUUGAAAAGGGCAAAAAAAAAGACCACAGCUCAUGAAAUGUUACAUCAUCUCUUUCCAGUGUUGUCUCGUUGUUUGUUUUCUUUUUAGGCCCAAAGCCAUGAAAACCUAGAAAAUUCUUUGUUACCAAACCUUUUCAUUACUUCUGCACAAGGCAAUAAGUAAGCCAUGAAAACCUAGAAAAACCUUUGUUACCAAACCUUUUCAUUACUUCUGCACAAGGCAAUAAGUAGCUAGCUUCAUACUUUUUCCUUCAUCUUUCUAGGUUAUGAGUGAAGUCUCUCCAGCAAGCAGCAGAGACCCCUCUAUGGAAAAUGAGGAGGAAAAUAGAGAAGAAGAAGAUGUGGAUCGAGGAGGGCAUAGAUUAGUGUUACCAGAAGAUGGUUAUGAAUGGAGGAAAUAUGGCCAAAAGUUCAUUAAAAAUAUUGGAAAGUUCAGAAGCUAUUUUAAGUGUCAGAAGCAAAACUGCAAUGCUAAGAAGAGAGUAGAGUGGAGAAGCUCCAAUCCUGACAAUAUCAGGGUAGUGUAUGAUGGGGUGCACACCCAUAAUGCCUCCUCCCAAUCUGCUAACCAGUACAACUUGUUGACUCAAGUCCUUGGAGAUCAACCAACUUCACAAUAGUAUUAAUGUUGGAUUCCUUAAUUGAGUACUAAUCAUAUUUAAUUAGUGUAGCAUAUAUUUAUGUCUCCAGUGCCCCAUUUUUCUAAUCAAAAUCCAAGCCCUACAUUGUUUCUUGAGGUUUUAUAUUCUGCAAUCUGCACCAGAUUGUAAUGUGGACUAGUCCGAUAUAAUAUGUGCGUGUCAAAAUCUUGCAUAUUCUUUUUGAA
Ricinus communis (castor bean) is the source of this 896-nucleotide messenger RNA. Its product is annotated as probable WRKY transcription factor 45. Gene Ontology annotation, biological process: regulation of DNA-templated transcription. Gene Ontology annotation, molecular function: sequence-specific DNA binding; DNA-binding transcription factor activity. The record is from RefSeq and is a predicted model, not a curated record. Lineage: Eukaryota; Viridiplantae; Streptophyta; Magnoliopsida; Malpighiales; Euphorbiaceae. Bases 337 to 690 code for a protein of 117 amino acids. The transcript is spliced from 3 exons.